CCAGGCGUUUUAACAAGUCCGCGCUUUAUAUUGUUAAACCCUAAGAACUCUUCCUUCUUCGCUCCAAUUCACCUCUGACUGCCCAGACUCCUCCUUCCGCCGCCGAUCAACUGCAAUGGUGAAGUACUCGAGGGAGCCCAAUAAUCCCACCAAGUCCUGCAAGGCCCAGGGUGAGGGUCUAAGAGUUCAUUUCAAGAACACGAGAGAGACUGCCCAUGCCAUCAGGAAGAUGCAUUUGGCAAAGGCCAAAAGGUACUUGGAAGAUGUUUUAGCCCACAAGCAAGCCAUUCCCUUCCGCCGCUUUUGCCGCGGUGUUGGCCGAACUGCGCAGGCGAAGAACCGCCAGUCCAAUGGUCAGGGGCGUUGGCCCGUUAAGUCUGCUAAUUUCAUUCUUGAUUUGCUCAAGAAUGCUGAGAGCAAUGCUGAGGUGAAGGGGCUUGAUGUGGAUUCGCUGUACGUCUCUCACAUCCAGGUCAACCAGGCUCAGAAACAGAGACGCCGCACAUAUCGUGCUCAUGGGAGAAUAAAUCCUUAUAUGUCAUCUCCCUGCCAUAUCGAGUUGAUUUUGUCAGAGAAAGAAGAGGCAGUAAAGAAAGAGCCUGAUACUCAGUUGGCUCCCAGGAAGUCGAGGAAAGGUCAAGCACUGCAGAGCGGUGCUUCCUCUUGAGAUCUGUUAUCUGUAGUUUAAAGAGUUUAUGGUCUUCAUUCGUAUCGUAGAUCAUCCACUCUAUAUCUUUCCCAGAAUAUCUCUGUUUUCAGAUAUCUUUUAUUUGUAGUUGAGAAAUCUAUCACGGAAUUUUUGUUCAGCAGUUGUGCUUUUCAGUGUCUGGACGAGACUUUAAGCCUUUUUGCUUUCAAGCAUAACUAAUUUCAAGUGGAAAUUUGUGGUGA
This is a messenger RNA of Pyrus x bretschneideri (Chinese white pear), 891 nucleotides long. Its product is annotated as 60S ribosomal protein L17-2-like. The coding region runs from base 116 to 667 and encodes 183 amino acids. Gene Ontology annotation, molecular function: structural constituent of ribosome. NCBI's taxonomy places the organism in Eukaryota, Viridiplantae, Streptophyta, Magnoliopsida, Rosales, Rosaceae. Gene Ontology annotation, cellular component: cytosolic large ribosomal subunit; ribosome. The transcript has 7 exons. Gene Ontology annotation, biological process: cytoplasmic translation. The record is from RefSeq and is a predicted model, not a curated record.